UGCUGAGAGCAAUGAGAAGUUAGAGGGUCGGGCUGCCAGUCUGGUCCGUAGACACGAUGGAUGCGAUAUCGUGUUUAAUACUUGUUCUUCUCUUCGGGACAGGGAUACCAGAAAAUGCCGCUCUCCAGUGUUACUGUGACCGCUGCAGCGUCAACUCCAGCUGUACGACAGAUGGUGUCUGUUUUGUCUCCCUCCGCAUGUCGGGCAACCGGGCGAUUACCGAGCGGCGCCAGUGCAUACGUGAAAAUGAACUGAUCCCACGAGACCGGCCUUUCAUCUGUGCCCCAUCCGCCAAACAGGACAUAGGCAUUUACCCAAUAUGCUGUACCACGGACUACUGCAACAAAGACCCCGACCCCAUAAAGAUAACUGUCCCCACAGAAAAGCCUCCUUCUCUGGGCCCUGUAGCUCUCGCAGCAGUGAUUGCCGGCCCGGUGUGUGUUUUCUGCCUGCUGCUUGUUGUGGCGUUUUAUGUUUGCCACAGCCACAGGGGUCUGGCAGCAGGUGGUGCUGGGGCCCACCAUCACCACCACCAUUGUGUGCCCAAUGAAGAGGACCCAUCCAUGGAUCAUCCCUUCAUCACUGUUGGAACAACUCUAAAGGACCUCAUCUACGACAUGACCACCUCUGGCUCUGGAUCAGGUAGGCGCUCUGGAUCAGGUCUGCCGCUGCUGGUCCAGAGGACCAUCGCCAGGACCAUCAUCCUCCAGGAAAGCAUUGGUAAAGGGCGUUUCGGGGAAGUGUGGCGGGGCAAGUGGCGUGGUGAGGAGGUGGCCGUGAAGAUCUUCUCCUCCCGUGAGGAGCGUUCCUGGUUCCGCGAGGCUGAGAUCUACCAGACCGUGAUGCUAAGACACGAGAACAUUCUUGGCUUCAUCGCUGCUGACAACAAGGAUAAUGGGACAUGGACUCAGCUGUGGCUGGUGUCAGAUUAUCAUGAACACGGCUCUCUGUUUGACUACCUCUCCCUGUCUACAGCCAGCGGCCUUGCCCACCUCCACAUGGAGAUAGUGGGCACGCAAGGUAAGCCAGCUAUUGCUCACAGAGACCUGAAGUCAAAGAAUAUUCUAGUGAAGAAGAAUGGGACCUGCUGCAUUGCCGACCUGGGUUUAGCUGUCCGCCAUGACUCAGCCACUGACACCAUCGAUAUUGCUCCAAACCACAGAGUGGGAACCAAAAGGUAUAUGGCCCCUGAGGUCCUGGAUGACUCCAUUAACAUGAAACACUUUGAGUCCUUCAAGCGAGCUGACAUCUAUGCCAUGGGGCUGGUGUUCUGGGAGAUUGCCAGCCGCUGCUCUAUGGGAGGCAUCCAUGAAGACUACCAGCUGCCCUACUACGACCUGGUUCAGUCAGAUCCAUCAGUGGAGGAGAUGAGGAAAGUGGUUUGUGAGCAGAAACUUCGGCCCAACAUUCCCAACCGCUGGCAGAGCUGUGAGGCCUUGCGAGUGAUGGCAAAGAUAAUGAGGGAGUGUUGGUAUGCCAAUGGUGCCGCCCGACUCACCGCUCUCCGAAUCAAGAAAACCCUGUCUCAGCUCAGCCAACAGGAGGGAAUCAAGAUGUAGACACAACUACCAAACACACACGCAUUACAGCAUUAUUAUUACUUUGUUAGCAGUACUGUUGCACCUCUUUUAAGACCAAUUUCCAGUUAUUGAUCUUCCCUUUAGUUUGAAGGGAAGUGAAGACUUUUUUUUUUAAACCCUUGUGCUCUUUUAUUUUAUCCCAUUUCAUUUAUGGACAAACUGAUGAAUCCUGCUCCUGAAAAUGACGAAUGGUGUGUUUGUGUGUUGCACUGGGCUGACAGACACACACGGAUGACUGGAUGGGUAAAUGUAUGAAUGGAUCUGAUGAGACAUGGCUAUGUCUGAAGGACAGACAGGGGCAUUUCAGGAAGCCGCCACUCAUUAUCCUCCAUUGUCAUUUACUACAUUCAUCACAUGAAGUAUCUCAAAGACCCGUCAAGGAAACAGGUGCCAGUCUCAACUCUGGCCUCCACUGCUCAUCACACACACAACCAGUAAGAGCUCAGACCUGAUCAGUUAACUGGAGGCCAGACAUCACUUGGGAGGCCUCUGAUCUGCCGGAGCUUUGCUCUCAUCUCCUCACAACUUCAUCAUCACUCCCCCAUCUGUAUACUAGCAUUUCAUUCUGUUCUUCAGAGGGUUAAACUACUCUUCAGUAGGGCUGCAAGCUUGUGUUUACAUUUUUAAAUCUAUUACACUUCAAAUUCAUUUAGUGUAAAAAGCAAAAGUAACGGGAUGAAUAGAAUUCCUCAUGCACCCAGGGUCUUUUGGUUAUGUUAUAAGCAAGAUAAUUUUUUAUUGUGAAAUUCAUCCAAAGCUGAAUACUUAAUGUUGACAUUUCAAUACCAUUGAAUUUAAAGAGUUUUUAAAAUCUACUAUGGAAACAUCUCUCUGAUUGUAUACAUUCAUUUUUGGAUGUAAAAAAAAGUUGAGUUACACUAACCCUAACCUAGUCGUGCACACAAGCACUCUGACAUUCAAAACUAGUGAUAUCAAUGUUUAGCUCAAGGACACUUAGAAACGUGUACUGGAGAAGCUGGGGAUCGAGCCACCAGCCCUCCCUUUAAGAGACCUGCUCAAUCUCCUGAGCCACAGCUACUAAGAUUCAUAAAUUAAUCACUAACACAAACUUGGAACUGGACAUUUGUCCUGUUAGGGUCAGUGCCAGAUACCAUGUAGCCCAAACAAACCUGCCCUGCUCUUAAAUUUUCACGACCGCAGAAAAAGUUGCGCAAAUCAUCAUAAGCCACCAAAUAAACACUAUCUGCUCACCAAGCAAAAAGAACAUAAUUCAGUUGGGCAAAAUCUGGCAGCACUGAUCAAGUUCCCUUCUGUUAGAAGUUUAAACAAAUGAUUUUAAUGAUAUGAAGUUUGCAGCCCUACUCUUGAGUCAAGUUAUAGUAGCACUGGGGACUGAAGUGAGGACCUGGUGGUCACAGGACAGCCUGUGGAGUCCACCAGUUGUAAGCAGAAUCUUUCAUCCCUGCAGCCAUUUUAUUUUCUGUUACCGCUGCAUUUCACCAUCUCCCAUCAUCUCGUCAGGGAGUAGGACAGGACAGGUCAGGUCAUUUUAAUUAGUUUUUUGUUUUUAAGUUAUCUUUCCGGUGGCAGGGGAUUUUUUUUUCUUGCAGAACUAAACUGGAAUUGAUGACCUCAUUCAUUUCUGACAAACAUGCUGCAACAUAUGCAAUAUACAGUAGAGAAAUGUGUCUAUUUUCUAUACUCUGCUCUGCUAAACCACAUAAAGCAAGAAGAACAACAAUCAGCUGCCACCAUGCCUUCCAAACCAGCUGUUACCGGAAAGUGCCAGUGCUUUAAAAACCCACCUCAUCUCAUGUCGACUGCUUUGGAGAGUGUUUGCUCUCACGCGUAUGCAGCUCCGUGCGUGUGUCAGAAGAGGCCUGUGAGAGCCCUGUCGAGCAUACAGCAAGCUCGAACUAUGCACACCCAAGAAGUGAGGAUGGAAAGCAAGAAGGGACAUACGUCAUGUGUCACCUACAACGCAGGUGACUUCUUUGGUGCCAUUUUGUCAAACCCUCCCACCUGAGCACCCACCACCACAGCAUCAACCCCCUGUUCAGCUUCUCUUCCCAGUGGACUGAGUCUGGAAACUGAGCUCCAGCACCUUAAACUGUUUAGUUAGAAAACGUGUCGUCACAAAAGCUCUGCAGGUUUAAGAGAGAGACACAAAGACUCAGAAGCAUUGCUGAUGUUGCCCUAUAAAUGUAAAGUCUUGGAUUUCUGACUUUUGUCCUUUCACGUGUUUGUGCCGUUAACAGCGCAAAACCUUUCAAGCAUAUUUUUUUUUCUCUGUAGGAUAAUCAACAACCACAAAAAACAGUGAGGUACAUUCUUUUAAAUAUAGCAAAUGGAUAUUUACUAAGCCAUAGGUUUUCCAGGUGGUGUAUUUUUUUUUCUUUAUUUGUGGCACGGUCUUUUUCUACUAGAAUGUACAUUUAUGAAAAAAGUUUAAAUUUCAAAUGACAGUUUUGUCAUUUCAGCUUAGCAAGCCUUAAGGGACCAA
This is a messenger RNA of Monopterus albus (swamp eel), 4044 nucleotides long. RefSeq names its product transforming growth factor, beta receptor 1 b (gene tgfbr1b). The transcript has 9 exons. Gene Ontology annotation, biological process: heart development; cellular response to growth factor stimulus; transforming growth factor beta receptor signaling pathway. The record is from RefSeq and is a predicted model, not a curated record. Lineage: Eukaryota; Metazoa; Chordata; Actinopteri; Synbranchiformes; Synbranchidae. Gene Ontology annotation, cellular component: plasma membrane; signaling receptor complex. The coding region runs from base 57 to 1559 and encodes 500 amino acids. Gene Ontology annotation, molecular function: ATP binding; transforming growth factor beta receptor activity, type I; SMAD binding.